Molecule: messenger RNA, 2855 nt
Organism: Pseudogymnoascus verrucosus
Lineage: Eukaryota; Fungi; Ascomycota; Leotiomycetes; Thelebolales; Thelebolaceae
Exons: 2
Coding region: 106-2712 (868 amino acids)
Cellular component (GO): cytoplasm
Molecular function (GO): calcium ion binding; calcium-dependent phospholipid binding
Source: RefSeq, a predicted model, not a curated record
CUCAACCUUACCAACCUCCAUAUUCAAUUCCGCGGAUGGGCAAACCCUCUCAUUGCGCCCUUAAUUGACGACACUGAUGUGAGCGAUCGAGUUUCGUCCCCGACAAUGUCUCUAAACCCAGAGGAGCGGCGGCGUCGCAUUUCUAAGUCCCCGGGUCGUGCACCUUCCCCACCAGAUGACUACUCUCCACCUCGAUCAUCCCGCUACGCUGAGCCCAAAAGCUCGCGAUACUACGACGACGACGACGACGACGACGACCACCGCGAUCGCAAGCGCGGAGACCCCUAUGACUAUGACGAUAGGAGCUCGGCGCGCGCUCCGCGGGAGCCCCGCGACAGAGACGACGGCCCGCGGUACGCCGAGGCUCCAUACCGCCCUCCCGCGUCGCAUAAAAAGACAGCUAGCUUCGCGAUGCCCGGCGGGUUCAGCGACGAUGAGGAGGAUCCCAAAAUUAGUAAAUAUGGCAAGAAGGAGAAGGAUUACUACGGCGACAAGGGCUCGUCCCUGAGCAGGCGAGAUGACAGCCCGCCGCCCCGCGAUAAGCCGCGCUAUGCGGACCCUGAACCUGAGAGUCGAUACAAGAGGGAUGUGAGCCCGGCGUACAAGCCGCGGUAUGCGGAACCUGAGCCAGAGCGCAAACCGCGGUAUGCAGAACCUGAACCAGAGCGCAAACCAAAGUCGCGGUACAAGGAUGAGAGCCCUCCAUCAAAAUCCAAAUACGACGAGCCAGAAGCGUACAAGCCGCGCAAAUACUACGACGACGACGAAAGUCCACCGCGACGGCCCAAGUACGCAGCUCCCGAUUCUCCUCCACAACCGAAAUAUGCUGCGCCAGUUGCGCCAGCUGCGCCAGCUGCACCCCAACAGCCAAAGUACUCCGCUCCAGAGCGAGACGCCAAGCCGAAAUACGUAACUGCAGACCCCAGUCAGAGAGGAGGGAAUCCGAAAUACUGGGACGACAAAGACAAAGACUCGGACUCGGAUAGCGAUGAUAGCGACGAGCAGGAUGGCCCAAUUGGCGAUCGAAGGAUAGAUAUUGACUUUGAGAUCAAGCACGACCAUUACGAUACAACAGUGAGGAAGCGCGAGAAGCACAAGCACCACCACGAGUCGCCAAAGUAUAACGAAGUUGCGCUUGUUACCACCACAACGGAUUCAUCGAGGUAUGCCGAGCCGAAGAGGUGGGAGUAUGCUCACCCUGAGGAGAAGAUUACCUACACAAGCAAGACCGAAUCAUACACGGCAAACCCCGAACCUAAUGCUUACGGCAGGCCAGCUUAUGACAGGCCAUAUGCACCGCCGUCAUCAAGCCGCCAGCCUGACCCGAGGGCCCCCGUAAAUGGUCCUGGUCAGACUCAGGUCGUUACAGUAGAGCCUGGUCGAAGAAACCGAGCUUCAUCCAACUUCGGGCCAGGUGGACUUGGAGCCGGCAUGCUUGGUGUCGCAGCCGCUGCUGGCGUCGGUGCCUCUCUAGCAAACGCCCCUGGUUCGCCCAUGUUGGAAGCAUACAAGGGAACUUACCAGUCCAUGGGGCCUCUCACGAUUACGUCCAAGCCGUAUGCUGACAAUGCAGACGUGGAUAUCUUAGAGAUUGCACCACCUGCCUCACCUACCUCCAAGCGCAGACACGCGCGGUUCCAUGAUCUCGAGAAUGAAGCCUCGAUCUUGAAAAAGGCGCUUCGUGAGACGAAGUCAAAGGCCUACCCUGAUCCGCGGCCCUUUAUUGAGAUUCUUCCCGCGCUCACUCAUGAGCAGAUUCUUGAUCUCCGCGCCGAGUACAAGAAGCAAGUCAAGACACCUGACAUGAAAGGUGUGAAUAUCGCAAAGCACAUCAAGGUGCGUCUAAAGGAGGAUAAGUUCUUCCUCAAGGCCUGCUACGCCACUGCGCUGGGUCGGUGGGAGUCCGAAGCGUACUGGGCAAACUCGUACUACCAGGGCUCGCAAACCAGUAGAGAGCUGCUGAUCGAGAGUUUGAUGGGAAGGACCAACGCCGAGAUCCGUCAAAUCAAAGAGGCUUUCCGUGAUAAGAAGUACUCCGACAGCCUGACCCGUUGCAUGAAGCAGGAGCUCAAGGAAGAUAAAUUCAAAAAGGCAGUCAUGAUGGUGCUGGAGGAGAAGAGAAUGGAUGAGCGCCCGGGCCGGUCGCUCGACCGCUCCUUAGUAGAGCAGGAUGUCAGAGACUUGAAUCGUGCCAUUAAGUCGGAGCGAGGUGGUGAGAGCGUGAUGAUUGGGAUUGUCGUACAGAGGUCUGACAGUCAUAUCCGUGAGAUAUUACGCGUUUAUGAGGCUUCAUUUCGCUCGAAUUUCGCGAGAGAGAUGCUGAAGAAGAGUGGGAACUUGGUGGGCGAAAUGCUGGCACAUAUACUGAACGGCAUCAUUAACCGCCCUGUCCGCGACACGUUGUUACUGCACCAUGCGCUCACUCUCACCAAGUCUGACAGCUUGCGUGUCGACCUCCUUAUUUCGCGCCUAGUUCGAUACCACUGGGACCGACCUCAUAUGGAAGCCAUCAAGAGAGAAUACCGGAACCGAUACGGCAAGGAGCUUCAAGAGGCAGUACGAGAGGGGACGAAGGGUGCGUGGGGCGAAUUCUGCGAGGAGCUAUGCGUGAAGAGAGUGGGAGAUGAAGUGAAGCGGUUUGAUAAGGUCGAGAGAAUCGAGAGGGUUGAGAGAAUCGAGGUGCAUGGUGGCCCCAACGGGGGGUAUAGGUAGAGAUGAUAUACUUCGGAGGGAUUUUUGAUAGGGAAAACAUAUGGGGAAAUAUCGUUCAUAGUAGGCAGAGAUAUACUCAAUUCAAAUGGCGUUAGCCAGGUCCACAUCCACUGCUCUUGGAACCUUUAGCGUUUCAACCCCGG